AUGAGCCAACGACAGCAACAAAGGCCUCAAGAACCCAUCAAGUAUGGAGAUGUGUUUUCUGUGGAAGGUGAGCUUGCUAAGAAGCCAGUGGCUCCAAGAGAUGCUGCAAUGAUGCAGACAGCAGAGAAUGCAUUGAUGGGGCAGAUUCAGAGAGGUUGUGCUGCCUCAAUGAUGCAAUCUGCUGCUAUGAGAAAUGAGAGAGCUGGGUUUGUUGGUCACAGUGAUGUCAAUGAUGUUGCUAAUUAUCAGGGAGUGAGUGUCACUGAGACUGAGAUGCCUGGGAGGCGUAUAAUAACAGAAGCAAUUGGUGGUCAGUCACCACCACCCUUAUUCCAACAGGUUGAUGCUGGGAUCACAAUUGGUGAAGCACUUGAAGCCACUGCCCUAUCAUGUGGGCAGAAGCCUGUUGAAUGGAGUGAUGCAGCAGCAAUUCAAGCAGCUGAAGUAAGAGCCACUGGCCUGACAACCAUUACUCCUGGUGGAGUUGCAGCCGCGGCCCAGUCAGCAGCAACCAUCAAUGCAAGAAUGACGAAGGACGAGGACAAGACAAAACUGUCAGAUGUUCUUGCAGAUGCAACUUCAAAGUUACCAGCAGAUAAGCCGGCGACGAGAAAAGAUGCUGAAGGGGUGACAGGAGCAGAAAUGAGGAACGAUCCAUUCUUGACUACACACCCUGCUGGUGUGGCUGCUUCUGUGGCUGCUGCUGCAAGGCUCAACCAGCAGAAUAACACUAAAAAUAAGAAAGAAUCUUAA
Messenger RNA from Populus nigra (black poplar), 753 nucleotides. RefSeq names its product late embryogenesis abundant protein D-34-like. The record is from RefSeq and is a predicted model, not a curated record. The transcript is spliced from 3 exons. Lineage: Eukaryota; Viridiplantae; Streptophyta; Magnoliopsida; Malpighiales; Salicaceae. Bases 1 to 753 code for a protein of 250 amino acids.